GGAUACAAACCUAAAUAAAUUCGAUUAAAUUUUGUCGAUAACGAAACCUUUCGUGUCCUCCAAAUAAUCUUCAGCCUAUUUCGCCGUUAAAGUAAGAGAAAGAUAGAAACUUCGUAAUUGAAGUGCUAUUUUUAAAUAUAAAACUGGAAUUACGUAGUAGAGCUUCGCUUCGCGGGCCACCUAACCACAUCGUCUCGUUCAUUUGUCCGUCAACGGUUGUAUGAUCUGUACCUUAUUGGCCAUUUUCUCUUUAUUUUCAAAAGCAAUGGCGGAAGCACGCGAAAGAACUUUUAUUAUGGUAAAACCAGACGGUGUUCAAAGGGGCCUUGUAGGUAAAAUCAUCAAACGCUUCGAAGAAAAGGGGUUUAAAUUGGUUGCACUUAAAUUCACGUGGCCUUCCGAAGAACUUCUCAAGAAGCACUACGCCGAUUUAGCAUCUAGGCCGUUUUUCCCUGGCUUAGUAAAAUACAUGAGCAGUGGACCGGUUGUUCCGAUGGUUUGGGAAGGUUUAAAUGCCGUUAAAACUGGUAGAGUUAUGUUAGGUGCUACCAACCCAGCCGAUAGUGCUCCAGGUACUAUCAGGGGUGAUCUUUGCAUCCAAGUAGGCAGAAACAUCAUCCACGGUUCUGAUUCCGUUGAAUCUGCCCAAAAAGAAAUUGGGUUAUGGUUCACUGAAAAAGAAGUUAUUGGCUGGACACCUGCUACUACAACUUGGGUUUAUGAGGAUUAAUUCACCCCUUGUGCUUUAAUAAUGAAUAAUAAUAAAACACUAAGUUAUUAAUUUAAA
Onthophagus taurus is the source of this 787-nucleotide messenger RNA. RefSeq names its product nucleoside diphosphate kinase (gene awd). Lineage: Eukaryota; Metazoa; Arthropoda; Insecta; Coleoptera; Scarabaeidae. Gene Ontology annotation, molecular function: nucleoside diphosphate kinase activity. The record is from RefSeq and is a predicted model, not a curated record. Gene Ontology annotation, biological process: CTP biosynthetic process; UTP biosynthetic process; GTP biosynthetic process.